UAUACCGGAAGUAAAACGCUUCCUGGUUGCAGUUGCAAAUCUAGCCUGUCACUAAACCGGUGACGAACCAAAAUGGAUUAUUACAAUUUACUAACAACAUGUGCAUUUAUUCAUUUGCUUGUUUCCAUUCCGUAUGCAUACAGUAAUUAUGUUGAGAACAAAGCUGGACAGUUUUUUAGCAGUGGUCAUACCAACAACUGGGCAGUCCUGGUCUGCACGUCUAGAUUCUGGUUUAAUUAUCGGCAUGUGGCAAACACGCUGUCAGUGUACAGAAGUGUAAAGAGACUGGGCAUUCCAGACAGUCACAUUGUGCUGAUGCUAGCCGAUGAUAUGGCCUGUAACUAUAGAAACCCCAAACCAGCCACUGUGUUCAGUCAUAAGAACAUGGAGCUUAACGUGUAUGGAGAUGAUGUGGAGGUGGAUUACCGUGGAUAUGAGGUCACAGUGGAGAAUUUCCUGCGAGUCCUGACAGGGCGUCUCCCACCCAGCACCCCUCGAUCCAAACGUCUGCUUUCCGAUGACCGCAGCAACAUUCUCAUCUACCUGACAGGUCACGGCGGAAACGGCUUCCUGAAGUUCCAGGACUCUGAGGAGAUCAGCAACAUGGAGCUGGCGGAUGCCUUUGAGCAGAUGUGGCAAAAGAGGAGGUACAACGAGUUGUUGUUCAUCAUAGACACGUGCCAGGGGGCCUCCAUGUAUGAGAGGUUUUACUCGCCCAACCUCAUGGCCCUGGCCAGCAGCCAAGUGGGAGAGGACUCGCUCUCACAUCAGCCAGACUUGGCAAUAGGGGUCCAUUUGAUGGACAAGUACACCUUCUACUUACUGGAGUUCCUGGAGGAAGUCCACCCUGCUAGCCAGGCCAACAUGAAUGAUUUAUUUAAGGUGUGCCCACAGAGUCAGUGUGUGUCCACUCCGGGUCACCGUACUGACCUGUUCCAGAGGAAUCCCGGGAGCGUCCUCAUCACUGACUUUUUUGGAAGUGUCCGCAAAGUGGAGAUCACCAAGGACACUAUCAAUCUGACAUCCUCUUUAAAGCCGUUGAUACAGAGGUCUGGAAGUGGUGAUAUGCAAAUCGAAUCUUUGACGUAUGUGGACCAACUUCCAGUGGCUGAAAUUAUUCAUCAGAAACCCAAGCAGAAAGACUGGCACCCUCCUGAUGGCUUCAUUCUGGGGCUCUGGACUCUGAUCUUGCUGGUGUUCUUCCAGACCUAUGGCAUCAAACAUCUCAAACACAUCUUCUGAUUCAUCCCUCCCAGCACCACAGAGGUCAAAGAACCCACCGCUUUCAUAAAAAGAGUCCACCCUAACUUUGUUCAUGAUUGAUUUGGUCAGGAAUAGAUUUUAAUUUAUUAUUUGAUGCAAGUUUGUUUUCUUUGGGUUUUACUGUGUAUCAUUUUUGAAAGGUGAACUGACUUCUUACGUUCAAACAUUCUUUGUUGUUCGGAGCUCAGUAAAUCCAUUUGAAUUUCACACAGGGACUUUCUUUUGAACUAAACACACAGACAGCUUGCAGGGAGAAGCAUACUUCUUGUUUGUUGGUUUGUUUGCUAGUUUUUUAUUUGUUUACUUGUUCUUCAAUUUCCAUUUAUAGUUUCAUCUCUUCAACAAUUAUUUUCUAACACUUAUAAUGGCACAUGUGGAAUUGUAACUGGUAACUCCUCCCAGAUUUCUUCAUUUGUUCUUAGUGGGAUGAGAUGUGUUUUUUUUUUUUUUUGUUUUUUUUUUUUUUUUAAACAAGAUAAUCUAAAUCUGUAAAUGCAAUUGCUGAUAUGUUGUUUCAGUUGCAUCAUUUCCAUUCUUAUUAUUUAAUGCUUAUUUAAAGUGGUAAAGGAUACUAUUUUUCAGGGUAAUAUAUGGCUCAUAUUUUAAAGUAAAGCUUUUUUUAGGAUAAUUCCUUUUUUUCUUCAUUAUCAUAAUGAAAAGAAACAUCUCGCUGUACUACAGUGAUGCUUUUUUAAAUCAGCACACAUCAAAUUAAGUACAACACACUAUAACAUGAUGUGUAAGCACUGUUCUUAAUUUAAAUAAUAGAACAUUUAUUUUCCAGUUAGCAAAGAGAAUGUAAUUGUUUUUCCACACAUAUCAUUGAGCUGCUGGCAACUGACUGACAAGAAGUGAGUAGAAAAUGUCAUGAAAGUAGUAAAAAAUAUUUCAUUUAUCUUAAAAUAGGCUUUGUUCUUAAAGCAAAAUAGAAUGUAUUUGUUUUUUAUGACCAAGACAUUUUCAUGAGAUCAUUCAGCAAUAAAUACGAGGAAUUAAUGGACAACAAACAACAUUUCCAUUUGCCUGUGGCAGUGUCCUGUAUCUGUCCAUUAGCAUCUCUGCUGCACUUGAACUGUUACGAAUGUGCUCUAAAAGGGGUCGCCCAAAUUCACCCCCAGCUACACAGCAAGUGUGUAUGAGAGAUUGACAAAUUGGACUGUCUGAAUCAGUUUUUUUGCUUUUUUUCUCUCUCUGUCUAAUGCAUCAUUAACUGUUGGUAACUGAGGAUUGUUUAGGAGAGCAGAGCUCACAUUAAAAUAUUGACUGGCACUCACAUUAUGUGAGAAAACGCAUUACGAAAAUUUCUACAGUCCCAUUUUGUCUUUUCCCUGUUUAUGUUCUGUGUUUUUUAUUAUAAAACUGGCUAAAGGUGAUAUUUUGAAUAAAGUCUACAGUGAAAAUUCUCUGAAA
Messenger RNA from Cyprinus carpio (common carp), 2673 nucleotides. Its product is annotated as GPI-anchor transamidase. NCBI's taxonomy places the organism in Eukaryota, Metazoa, Chordata, Actinopteri, Cypriniformes, Cyprinidae. Gene Ontology annotation, biological process: attachment of GPI anchor to protein; proteolysis; protein localization to cell surface. The record is from RefSeq and is a predicted model, not a curated record. Gene Ontology annotation, molecular function: GPI-anchor transamidase activity. Gene Ontology annotation, cellular component: GPI-anchor transamidase complex.